Messenger RNA from Vicia villosa (hairy vetch), 495 nucleotides. RefSeq names its product (-)-germacrene D synthase-like. Lineage: Eukaryota; Viridiplantae; Streptophyta; Magnoliopsida; Fabales; Fabaceae. Bases 68 to 478 code for a protein of 136 amino acids. The record is from RefSeq and is a predicted model, not a curated record. The transcript is spliced from 2 exons. Gene Ontology annotation, molecular function: terpene synthase activity.
CUGAGACGAAGUCAUUUAGUGUAUCCGAUACUCCCAAAUAGUUGGAAACAAAGUUGAUAGUAAAAUAAUGUCAGUUUCAGCAACAUCAUCACUUGUUGCUCCUCCAGCCACUAAUAAUAUCUCUAGACGUUCGGCAAAUUAUCAUCCCGACAUAUGGGGGGAUCAUUUUAUUCAAUAUCUUUUGGAACCUGUGGAAUUGGAUGAAAUAAUGAAGCAGAUUACAAUGCUAAAAGAAAAUGUGAGGCAAAUGCUAGUCCCUACAAACCCUUUGAGCGAUGCUAAUUUGAUCGAUUCAAUCCAACGUUUGGGGUUAUACCAUCAUUUUGAGCAUGAGAUUGGAGAAUUAUUGCAACAUAUUCACAAUAACUAUGUUCAAAAUGGAACAAUAACUCUUAAUCUUAACGAAGAUCUUCAUUCUAUUGCACUUGUCUUCAGGUUAUUAAGGCAACAAGGAUAUCACAUUUUGCCCAGUACGUAGACCGCAUUUUAAUAUUU